Lodderomyces orthopsilosis Co 90-125 is the source of this 1320-nucleotide messenger RNA. RefSeq lists its product as uncharacterized. The transcript has a single exon. The record is from RefSeq and is a predicted model, not a curated record. Gene Ontology annotation, molecular function: phosphopyruvate hydratase activity; magnesium ion binding. Gene Ontology annotation, biological process: glycolytic process. Bases 1 to 1320 code for a protein of 439 amino acids. Gene Ontology annotation, cellular component: phosphopyruvate hydratase complex. Lineage: Eukaryota; Fungi; Ascomycota; Pichiomycetes; Serinales; Debaryomycetaceae.
AUGUCAAUCAACAAAAUCCACUCAAGAUACGUUUACGACUCAAGAGGUAACCCAACUGUUGAAGUUGACUUGGAUACUGAAAAGGGUUCAUUCAGAGCAAUUGUUCCAUCUGGUGCUUCAACAGGAGUACACGAAGCUGUUGAAUUGAGAGAUGGAGAUAAAUCCAAAUGGUUAGGUAAAGGUGUAUUGAAAGCUGUUGCCAACGUAAAUGAUAUUAUUGCUCCAGCUUUGAUCAAGGCCAGCAUUGACGUCACUGACCAAGCGAAAAUUGAUAAAUUUUUGAUCGAUUUGGAUGGUACUGCAAACAAAUCAAAAUUGGGUGCCAAUGCCAUCUUGGGUGUUUCAUUAGCUGCAUCUAGAGCUGGUGCUGCUGAAAAGAAUGUUCCAUUGUACAAGUACAUUGCUGAUCUUUCUAAAGCCAAGCAAGACAAAUUUGUGUUGCCAGUUCCAUUCCAAAACGUCUUGAAUGGAGGUGCACAUGCUGGCGGUGAUUUAGCAUUGCAAGAGUUUAUGAUUGCUCCCAUAGGUGCAAAGACCUUUAGUGAAGGCUUAAGAAUCAACACUGAAGUAUACCAUCAUUUGAAAACAUUGGCUCAAAAGAAGUAUGGUAAAUCUGCUGGUAAUGUUGGUGAUGAAGGUGGUGUUGCUCCUGAUGUUCGCACUGCUCAAGAAGCUUUGGAUUUGAUCGUUGCUGCUAUUGAAGUAGCUGGUCAUAAAGAUAAAGUCCAUAUUGCUGUUGAUGCUGCAUCAUCGGAAUUUUUCAGACAUGGCAAGUAUGAUUUGGAUUUCAAGAACCCCAAAUCCGAUGAAACGAAGUGGUUAACACCUAAUCAAUUAUCAGAGUUUUACGUUGAUUUGUUGAAGAAGUAUCCCAUUGUGUUACUUGAAGAUCCAUUUGCUGAAGACGACUGGGAGGCAUGGAGUGACUUUUACCCCAAAGUUGGUGGUAAAGUUGAAGUCGUAGCUGAUGAUUUGACUGUGACAAAUCCAAUUAGAAUCAAGCGGGCAAUUGAAACCAAAGCAGCUGAUGGAUUGUUGCUCAAAGUUAAUCAAAUAGGUACGUUAACUGAAGCUCUUGAAGCUGCUAAUGAUGCAUUUUCUGCCGAUUGGGGUGUAUUUGUGUCACAUAGAUCAGGCGAGACUGAAGAUACGUUUAUUGCCGAUUUAGUAGUUGGUAUUAGAUCUGGUCAUAUUAAAACUGGAGCACCAGCCAGAUCUGAAAGAUUGGCCAAAUAUAAUCAACUUUUGAGAAUUGAAGAGGAGUUAGGAGAUAAAGCUAUUUACGCUGGUGAACAUUUUAGAACUGCUCAUAAUUUAUAA